AUGGCCGCCCCCGCCUCCGCCUCCGCCUCCGCCGCAGAUCCGGGCACGGCGUUCAAGAUACUCCUCUCCUGCCCCGACGGCCUCCCUCGCUCCCGCGUCUUGGUUAAGUUUGAUCGGUCAUUCGACAGGAUUCCCCAUCCUGAUGCAGCCUUGGAGGAAUCUAUAAGUGAGAUAUGGAACCAAAGCCUUCAGCAGAACCCAUCUCUAUACAGCGGUACAAAGUUUCGGUACGGAGGAAAUGCCUUGCACUACAAAGAUGGCUCAAAUCAUGGUCAUGAGUACUGUGUCUCACUUCAUUUGGGUCUCACAGACUACAGGACAUUUGUGGGAACAAAUCUCAAUCCAUCGUGGGAGAAAUUUUUGGUUCCAUCUGAAGAUGAUUCUGUACGUUGCCAACACAUGUCAGAUCCACUGGGCAAUGGUGCUAUAGUUGAAACAUCUGACGAAAAGAUUAUUGUAUUGCAAAGGAGUUACAAUGUGGUGGACUUUCCAGGAUACUAUGUUUUCCCUGGAGGACACUCGGAGCCACAAGAAAUUGGAAUUAUGGGUCAUCAAACUGAUGGAGACUUUGCUUGUCUCACUGAACGAGUUUCACAAGAAAUGUUUGACGGAAUCAUCCGUGAAGUGGUUGAGGAAACUGGAGUUCCUGCUAGCUCCCUAACCGAUCCUGUGUUCAUUGGAGUUUCUUGCCGAGAAGUUAAUGUUAGGUCAACUGCAUUCUUUUUUACAAAAUGUAACAUUGACUCCAGUGGCGUAAAUGAGCUUUAUUCUAGAGCUCAAGAUGGCUAUGAAUCUACUAAACUGUAUGCAGUAUCUGUGGAAGAGCUACAAGGAAUGAGGCAGCGAAUGCCUGGCUGCCACAAUGGUGGUAUUGCUCUAUAUGAAUCCAUGAGGAAUGCUGCCAAAAAAUCGUGA
This is a messenger RNA of Miscanthus lutarioriparius, 915 nucleotides long. Lineage: Eukaryota; Viridiplantae; Streptophyta; Magnoliopsida; Poales; Poaceae. The record is from the annotation of a GenBank genome assembly.